Messenger RNA from Orbilia oligospora ATCC 24927, 1905 nucleotides. RefSeq lists its product as uncharacterized. The transcript has 3 exons. Bases 1 to 1905 code for a protein of 634 amino acids. Gene Ontology annotation, cellular component: dynactin complex. NCBI's taxonomy places the organism in Eukaryota, Fungi, Ascomycota, Orbiliomycetes, Orbiliales, Orbiliaceae. The record is from RefSeq and is a predicted model, not a curated record.
AUGUCUUCAUUCCCAUACAUUCAUAUCUCAUGCCCGUGCCAUGAAGACCGUCCUCAAACCCUCACAAUCGAUAGCGCCCGGCCGAUAUCCCCCUCCAAAUCCCCCUCCAAACGCGACUUCAACUUCUCACCCAUAGCUCCUAACUCACCCACCAAAGGGCGCAGCCUUCUAGCGGGAUUCACUCCAUCCGUAUCAUUCGAUGCUGGAAACUUGAAUCUCGACUCAGAUGAUGAAGAAGAACUCACCGACGAAGACGAUGACAAUAACUUCGACCCACGCGACCCACGGUCUGCAUUCUCGCUAUUCCCUAUCGAGAAUUUAUUAUACUGCGAAGAUUGUCAUCAGAUAAGAUGUCCUAGAUGUGUACAGGAUGAAAUCGUGUGUUGGUACUGUCCCAGCUGUCUCUUCGAGGUACCUAGUUCGACCGUCAAAAGUGAUGGAAAUCGAUGCACAAGGAACUGCUAUUUAUGCCCAGUAUGCACUGCCUUACUUGCCGUCGUGCCGGUACACCAUUCAUCCGGACAUUCGAGUUCAGACCACCCAACCGGUCCAUUCAAUCUCUUCUGUUCUCACUGUCACUGGACGACAUCAGACCUCACACCACCAAUCCAACUCGAAAAACCUACUUCGAUCUCCGCCCAACUUUCAAAACUCACACAUUCACCACGGGAUAACGAGUUCAUCCGGUUAAAACAGCACUAUGCCCAACAACUUGGUAAUGCGCAAGAGGAUUUUACUAAUUCCCCGGCUGCGUUAACGAGGCUGAUGGGUCUAUACACGGGUCUUGGAAGUGGCAGUGGAGGCCAUGGCGGGAGUAGGAAAGGAAGAGGUGUGAAGAAACUAGAGAUGAAGGAAGUUGACAGGCCGAGGGAGGUUAGUGAAGAUCAGGAGUUAGAUAUUAUAGAGCGUAUGGCGGUAGAAGGAUUAGAAGCUAGUAAGUGCAUAGUUGCUCUGGCCACUCAUGGUAGGAAGAAGGCUGACGGAUAUGGAAAAGCAACAACUGCAAAACAGCGACUAGCCCAACCUCACGAUCCACGGUUCUUAUCGGACUUAACCCCCACUGCCGUUCUCCUCCGCACCAAGCGCUCAAAACGCUGCCGUGCUUGCCGCCAUAUUCUCGUCAAACCGGAAGCCAAAGUCCAAACCACACGUUUCAGAAUCCGCUUAGUAGCAUUAAACUACAUCCCAUCCCUAACCAUCAAACGUCUCGACUCCUCGAUAACCUGGGACAACCUCACCCCCCACAAAACCCACAGAUUCCUACUAACUGUCACAAACCCUUUAUUCGACCCCAUCAGCGUUAGUUUACUAACCCCAAGAAGAACCCCCGGAACCGCAUUCGCAAGUCGAGUUACGAUUUUAUGCCCAGAAUUCGAUGUCGGUGCUAACACAGACGUUUGGGACGAUGCAUUGAUGAGUACCAAACCCGCUAGUGCCGUUCCGUCUGGUGUGAAAACACCACCUACUACCGGAUCUUUCACUUCCUUUUCGAAGGAUCCCAAAAUGUCGACUGUUUAUGAACAAAAACGGAAUUAUACGAGUGUGGUGAUUGAGGUUGUUCCACCGGAGAUUCCGGAUACCAGGGAUACGAGGAUACGCGAUGAGAGAUUGUUGGAGAUUCCGAUUUACGUUAGAGUUGAGUUUGAAGCCGAGGUUGAUCGGGAUGAUGAGGAAGGAGGUGGAGGGAAACCGAGCCAUUCGGGAGCGUCGGGUGGAGCAGUGCAGAGGGAAAGGGUGGAGUAUAGUUAUUGGUGUGUGGUCGGUGUCGGAAGGGUUGGAGAUGUAGUGGAAGGGGUGGUGGCGAGUGAGCCUAAUACACCGGUUAGGACGCCAGUGGGGACACCCGUGAAGGCACCGAGGACGCCAGCGGCGAUGAGAACGCCGUUGAGGCAGGUUAGGUCGUAA